CACUGUCGAAACAUUGUUCGCACCGUUCAUGGCUGCAGGGUCUAUUUGCUCUACCCUUACAAGCUUUAUCCUUCCAAGCAUUCUUCACAAGACACUAAGACAGGAGUCAGUAUUCUUCUAGCCAAAGAUGGGUGGUGGGCUUACGGGAGACUUGUUCAUAGCGUUUGGUGGUGGUUUGUGACACAGCCAAUAUCUUUCUGUACUAUCUCGUUCGUACUUUGGUCUCAAUGUCUCAGGCAUUUUGUUGUUAAUGUAUGAAAUUUUGGUCUUGAUGAAGAUGUCGUUUGAUGGUUGGUAGUUCAUUCGAUUUGGAGAGGAGAGGAGCAACUGCUUUCUAAUAUAGACUUUGGGAUAUCGCAUCCAGUCAUAACAGAAACUGAUUCUAUCUCAUGGCUAGUCACCAAGUAGCUCUUCUUGAGAAGUUCCAUGACUGUUGCGAACAAUGCUACGAGUGGAUCACAUGAUCGUCAAAGUCUUGUUCGCCAGAAGUUCGGAUUCGAGUUUAGCUCAACAAGGUCAAGAUCUCUUAGAAUAUACCACAAAGUAUUCGCACAGUUAUUUUCCCAGCAGUUGCGCUCUCCAUUGCGUCUUUCGAUAUCAACCAGGUUGUCCACAAAGAACCAAGCAGCAACCAUGUCCGACAGCAGCUCAUCAACAGCAACUCAAGAAUCCUCAGCGCCAAAAUGGCUCACUCGUUCCAAUUCAUCUAUGAUGAAUCUUCUCAACAACUACUUCGAGGACAAAGAGCAACCAAGACCAUCAAAUCUAUAUCGUUUCUACUGGCUCUGCUGUCAUCAUCCAAAAAGCACCCUUCUAUCUUCUCCUUCGAAAAUUCAAUGCUUGCUCAGAAACCAUUUGAUGGAUUCUCAAUGCGGAAGGUGCGCACAUAAAAUCUGCCCAUCGUGCAAGAGGAUUGCGCAGCAGGAAAGUGCGGAUAUGGGAGUUGGUGAGCAGGAUUUGGCCGAAGUGCUUGAGACUGCGGAUGCUAGGUCAUCUAGUUGACGCAAGUCACUUCUGUCUUCGGUGAUCCAGUUCUUUGGUCUACGGGCUUGACUUCAUUGCAAUUCUUUGCCGAUGGUUAUCAUUUCGCUUAUGACACCGCC
Messenger RNA from Mollisia scopiformis, 1103 nucleotides. RefSeq lists its product as uncharacterized. The coding region runs from base 427 to 1002 and encodes 191 amino acids. The record is from RefSeq and is a predicted model, not a curated record. Lineage: Eukaryota; Fungi; Ascomycota; Leotiomycetes; Helotiales; Mollisiaceae. The transcript is spliced from 2 exons.